CUCCGCUUCUUUCCCCACUCCUCUCCUUCUACCGCUCCAGCACAGUGCCAACUUUCAAUAUCAGAAAUAUUCAAGCUUGGUAUCCUGUUUGUUACUGUAUCUCUUGCUCUUCCAUUCUCUUACACAGUAUCACACUCGCGGGCUCACACGCCUGCAUACACCCAACUGCGUAUCAGACCUACAUACGCCUACCGGUGCCGGCUGCGGGCCCAGUGUCUUUGUCCCACCAAGAAAAAAAAAAAAGAGAAGACGAGCAGACAGGCGGGCGACAGUUGGAGGAGGUGAAAAAAAAAAAAAAGAACCGGGGACGGUGAAAAAAAAAAAUUGGCCACAGGAACAGACUGGGUAAGGUUGCAUUUUUACCCCCGGGUCUCACUGCUCGACCAACAGCGUCAAAACCCUCGUCCGUCGCUGUCAUCUUCUGCAAUUGGAUUUGCUUCGCUUUUUCUUCGCCCCGCGUCGUUGAAUUACAGGAGACACGAUACUCCACAGUCCCGUGUCGUUGUCUCCACGAUCGAUCUGCUUUUAUCCUAGAGUGUAUUCUUUUGUUCACCUCCUUUCCAAGCCUCGGAAAAAGGGUAGUCAAUCACGACGCCGGUCAUCCACAUCCAUCCGUUCAUCCAUCCAACUCAUCCACCCAUACCAACAUUUUGUCCAUACCUCCCUCUACCCUUACACCCAUCCUCGCCGCACCCUUUAUGCCCCACCGGCCAUUCUCGGCACACAACCACCGAUCAAAUAUUGUCCGAUCCUCGCUUCCAACAUCAUAUUUUGGAUUAUUAGUGCCUUGCUUAGUCGUCAAACCCUCCUUGUUGAAAGCUGUUACUUCCGUGCAUUGCGAAUCCUCCGAGUUUUUUCGUUUGAACAUCCCAUCUCGCUGGUCCACUCUUCCCUCCGUUCACCGGUAGUCACUCCCCUAGGCUCGCGGGUUUUAACAGUCCAACAGGAUUUCGACCCUUACCUCCACUCCGCCCCCCCCCCUUGUUCAAUUGCAAUUGGGAAUCGUCUGUCGGUAAAAAUAUCUAGGGCAAAACUGGUUCUGAAAGCGAAAAUAAGAAAUAUAUUUACAUCGAGGUUUCUAAUUUUUCGUGAGUACUGGAGCUCAUGUUGAUUCGCAUCGGCCGCAUCAUGGUUCGCAUUUAGCAGCCUCUACCCACCAGAUCAACAACACAUUUUGAACGUACCCAGAAACAAAUUGCAAACUAUCAUCGAUUAUCCAGCGAUUCAAGUAAUUUUCGAUCAGACCAACACAAAGAAGUAUUCUUCGCAAGUUGUAUGUCUACCGCCGGACACCAUCAAGCGGCAGGAUCUUACCAGCAACCCCGAGAGAUGGAGGAGAAGGCCCGAGGCAGAGAAAGAAAUAGAGACGGAAUGAUGGAUGGGAGUGGGGGUCAAGUUAUCGGUGGUCCGUUGAGCAGCAGUUCAGACCCCCCUUCGAGGAAAAGGAGGAGGAGUAGGAAAGGGCUAGACAAGAAGUUUGAGUGCCCGGCGGAAGGAUGCGGUAGAAGCUAUUCUAGGGCAGAGCACUUAUACAGGCACCAGCUGAAUCAUCAACCAAAGCAGAUAUAUUUUUGCGAUUUUCCCGACUGCAAGCGAUCGUUCGUCCGUCAAGACCUGUGCAUGCGACACCGGGAUCGCCAUACAAAUCGGCCGGGCUCUCAGCUCCAGAGAAAGGACAGCCUUCUAAAUAAUCCUGCAGGGGCAGCCGCUAGGAACAUUCUUUCCGAGAGAGGGGGUUCCAUGAGUAAGGGCUCUUCUUCCCCGGAAUCGCCAAAUGGCCCGGGUCUCAUGAUGAAGAGUGGAGAGGACGAAUCCCCUAUCAUGACACCUAAUGGGGUUUCUAUGAAUAUGACUGCGUCCCCUGAUACCAGUUUGUCAUCCGCUACUUUACCUAAUUCCUCCAAGGCAUCUCCGGUCGAUGUCAAUACGUUAUAUGGUGGAGGUCAACAACGUCCAGGAUUGUCUAGUAGUAGCAAAUCCGAUUUCGCUCGUCCUCCACUCCAAACUUCUGUGGGGCCUAACCAAACUAUCGGUGGAAUGAAUAUGCAACCAUUAUCGGCAUCCAGUGUAUCCUCUGGGGGCCAUUUCUCUGCGCCCCUCACUAGCGCAACAAGUGCUGGAUCUUUGGCGGCAACUACUGGUACAAGCGUGGGCCCUGCAUACAAUCCUCAAACCUCUUUCACUCCCUUUUCCUUACCACAACCGGCCUAUCCAAAUCUUAGCCAGAGCAACGCUUCCAACCAAGGGCAAAACCAGUACAUCACGUCGCCCCCCACGAGCUCAUCUUCAGUGGGCGCAUCGAAUUCUAUUGGCGGCGUUACCACAACGGAUGUGGAUUUUGAGUCUAUGAACGUUCCGUUCACACUGCCUGUUUUCGGUAAUGACGGCUAUACUCGUUCUCCAAAUUGGAUGGCGGAUGACUUUGCCACUUGGUUUUUUGAGGGCACGCAACUACCUGGUGGGAGUAGGACAUCCUCUAUUGGCGGUAACUAUGUUGACAGUCUCACGAUGGGGCCACAGAACCUCUAUCUGGGCGGUCCAGAGUUCCAGACCCACAACUAUUACCCUCACCCACUACAACCGCAGCAUCCCAUGGCGGUUACGAGUCUGAUAGCCCCCCCAAGCCCUCCUCAAGAGUCUCUUUUGUCCGAGCAUAAACGGCAGGACUUGAUGGAUCAUAUUGAAAACUAUCCCGAGAUGUCUGAUCUUUCGCAGCGCACAGGCUCUUUAGUGCUCGGUUCCGCCGAAGAUGACUCACACGCUUUGAGUUUACAUAUGAUGCAGUCUUAUAUUUCUAGCUAUUGGCUUCACUUUCAUCCACAGCUUCCCAUUCUUCACAGGCCAACGUUCUCGGCCGACAAAACCCCUAGCCUCCUCCUCCUCACAAUGAUGGCCAUCGGUGCAUCCCUGAUCGGCACCAAGGUGGACCCGACUGUCGCCCAAGCAGCAACAGACCUGUCUGUUAUUCUGGCCUGGAAUCUUCGAUGGCAGAUAUUUUCGGAUAUGGCUUUCCGGCCUCCAGCGAAAUUAUGGGUCUUUCAGGCGUUGCUUUUGUUGGAAACUUUCGAGAAGAUGUUCGCAUCCAGGGCGCUUCAUGAGCGGGCUCAUAUACACCAUGCUACCACUCUUACACUGAUGAGAAGAGGUUCAUCACUGACUGGAAGGUGUGCCUACGAUUCCCCACAAAGCGGACGUGAUGUCAAGUCCAACAGUGACAACGGCAGUGCAGCGUUUUCUGGCCAAUCAUCGGGCUCCGCACCAGUGGAAGAUGCAUGGAAUCGAUGGAUCGUUAGCGAGGCGACAAAAAGAGCGGCUUUUGCGGCUUUUGUGCUUGAUUCAACACACGCCACAAUGUUUGGUCAUUCAGCUGUGUUGGUAGCACACGAGAUGCGGCUUCAGCUUCCCUGCGACGAGACGCUUUGGGCAGCAACCAACGGAGCCGAGGUUUUCAGGAUUGAGCAUUCACUGCUGCAAGCCGGAGUUAAGCCCACGACCUUCCUCGACGGCCUGAAGAAGACAUUGAACGGGCAGAACGUGCGGACCAAUUCUUUUGGGCGGACUAUACUUAUGGCUGGUUUGUUAAGCGUGAGUUGGCACAUGGCCCAGAGGGAUCUCCAGGUUACAUCUCUUGGUGCGGUUGCCCAGCUUGGAGGGAAGGACAAAUGGCGGCAGUCCUUAACUCGAUCAUUUGACUACUGGAAGAAAGAUUUCGAUAGCGCAUUAGAAGGGAUCAGGGCAGGGUCGGGUACGUACGAGGGUUCUAACUACUGCUUGCCCUCCACUGAGGAUGUUGAACACGAAACCACCUUCGAGAGCCGGAAUGUAAUGCACCACCUGGCUCACAUGUCAAUGCACGUUGAUAUUGUGGACCUCCAGAUAUUUGCCGGGGCAAAGCGGUUAUUAGGGCGCACUGUUAUCCCGAGUGAUGCGGCGCAGGUUCGUAAACGGGUAAAGGAUUGGGCACCAAGUGCUCGAGCUAGGGAUGCUACAUUCUAUGCAUUGCAGUUCCUUUGCCAGGUGUUGUUGCCCGAGGAGCGAGUAGAUAUGCCUUAUACAGCGGACGAUGAUGACCUUGGUGCACCUCGGAAGCUCAGCUCGGCGACCACUGGCAUUCCGAUCUACUCCGCACGAGAUGACCACCUCUUGAACCGGCCAUGGGUGCUCUAUUACGCUUCGCUUGUUGUUUGGUCAUAUGGGUUCGCACUGGAGGGCCAGGUCCAAGUCCCCCGGUCAUACUUCAGCACUCCCGCGGCUCGACAUCAGGACAUGAGGACCUUUUUGCGACGAGUAGGGGGAGUUAGGUCACCAGAAGAACUAGCAAAUGUUCGGGAUAAGAACGCUUGUUUGGGUCUUCUGCUGACGUUACACGGUAUGUUUGCGAAAGCCCGGUGGGAACUUUUGGUUGAAGCCUCGAGAUUGUUGGACCAAUGCGUUUCUAUUUCCACCGGCGAAAUUCAGACAUAAUGGGGGCAUUGAUUUUCUUUAUAUACCAUUUUCUUCCGGGUUUCUCAAGGUUUCAUCUUACUGGGCGGCAUAUUCUGAUCUUUAUCUUUAGCCUCUUGCGGGCAGGCGCAAAUCGUUUUUGUUCUCUUUUUCAUAUUUCUGUUUAUCUUAUGGGUCCGGGAGGAAUAGCUCUGGUUUGCUUUCAUAUCUUGUUCGGCAUCGCAUUUCUUUUUCUCCCUUAUAUUAUUAUUAUUAUUAUUCGUACCUGUUUGAUGAGUUUGAGUUGAGGGGAGAAGAAAACCCUUACAUAUACCCCCGCCUGGUCAUACAUGUUUCAGUAUAUAUAUAACAUAAAUCCAUUCCUGUCCUGCUAUGUAACCCCUCAGA
This is a messenger RNA of Tuber melanosporum (Perigord truffle), 4830 nucleotides long. RefSeq lists its product as uncharacterized. Gene Ontology annotation, cellular component: chromatin. NCBI's taxonomy places the organism in Eukaryota, Fungi, Ascomycota, Pezizomycetes, Pezizales, Tuberaceae. Bases 1276 to 4464 code for a protein of 1062 amino acids. The record is from RefSeq and is a predicted model, not a curated record. The transcript has 4 exons. Gene Ontology annotation, molecular function: DNA-binding transcription factor activity, RNA polymerase II-specific; zinc ion binding; RNA polymerase II cis-regulatory region sequence-specific DNA binding. Gene Ontology annotation, biological process: regulation of transcription by RNA polymerase II; DNA-templated transcription.